Neurospora crassa OR74A is the source of this 522-nucleotide messenger RNA. Its product is annotated as splicing factor 3B subunit 10. Gene Ontology annotation, biological process: mRNA splicing, via spliceosome. The coding region runs from base 76 to 366 and encodes 96 amino acids. The transcript is spliced from 3 exons. Gene Ontology annotation, cellular component: precatalytic spliceosome; U2 snRNP. Lineage: Eukaryota; Fungi; Ascomycota; Sordariomycetes; Sordariales; Sordariaceae. The record is from RefSeq and is a predicted model, not a curated record.
CCCAAUCAUCGAACUCUCACCCCUUCUUUCCCGAUCGAAGCAGUCAAUAAAAGUGUGCUCGGAUUUAACCUCAUAAUGGCGGACAAGCUUCGUACCCAACAGGAACUCGAGCGGCUCCAGGCCAAGUACAUUGGCACCGGUCACCCAGACACGACGAGCUGGGAGUGGAAAACCAACAUCCACCGCGACACGUACUCCAGCAUUGUCGGACACCCACCUCUCUUAUCGUACAUAGCGCUAGCUGAAAAUGAGCCUGCGGCCAAGGUCCGCGCAAGACUUAUUCGCAAAAUGCUGCAACCGAUGGGACCGCCUCCGCCUAGGGAGGGUGAGGAGCCUAUGCUUGUUGACCGAAAGGCCGAUGCUUAAAAGCGCAUGCUUGAAUGGGAAGUGAAACGGAGAAAGAAUUCAUAAUGCCCGCCACUGCAUACUGUUCCGUGGCUAUAUCCCUGGUACGGCGAUGCGAAAAGGAGAUAUGCCAAGAUUCACCUUGGGCACAGGACGGACAGCAACAACAACAACAAC